AGCUAUAAAAAACAAAAAGAAAAAAAAAGUGUCGUGGAGUUUGGCAGCAGUGAAAGUGGGACAAUUCCGUUGUCCGUCGUUGUCGAUAUAUUCGAGAGGGGAAAAAAAAAACAAAUCUCGGAGUGUUGGGGUCUCCUACGACAUCUUCUUCUUCUUUUUUUUUUGUUUCGUUUUUUGAUUUUACUUUUCGCCUUAUCACGGUACAUGCUUCCGCUUUACACAGCGUAUCAACACGGCAGGCACUCACACACAUAAGAGACACGGCUCGUGAAGAUUGUGACACGCGUUUCUCGCAAGUAGUUAUAUUACUACCACCACCUCCUCGCCGCGUAUAUAGGCGUAAUACAUACGCUUGCCUGGUACACACGGGUCAAUUUCUCGAGUCUAGACUAACAGACUUCAGACCCAGGAGUCCCCGACGUCCUUCGCAAUCGUCGCAGCGUUUCGUAUAUACGUAUAUAUAUGUAUAUAUAUAUAUAAACGCCGUUCGCAAUGUCGAGCGAGACGACGGCGAGGAGAGGAAGGAGGGAUUAGAUAUUAUACUUGCUUACUUGCUUAUAUACAUCGUACGACCGACUACUACUCGACGCGGAGACAUUAAGAAGGCUGCUUUUUUGCACAGGCCCGGGGGGACACCCGAUGUAACGCAACAACAACCGCGGAAAGUUACUAUAUAACUUACAGGGAAAACAGGAUAUAUAUAUAUAUUGUGCGUGUGUGUGCGAAUGCAUACACACGUAACACCUGACUCUAAUCGACGAAGCUAGUGCCGAUCCGACGUGCCCGAAACUUGUACGAAACGAAAAGAGCAAGAGAAAGAGAGAGAAGGACGUCAAGAGGCAGAGAGAAGAGUGGAGGAGAGAGCAGCGAGGUUGAGUUGCGGUUAAAAAUAAAAUACAUUUUACUUAGUAUAAUACGAGGAGGGACCAACUUGGAGAAGUUGAAAGUGCAUACGAAAUUAAACGUCGUCUUUACGGAGGGAUUAGGAAAGUCCGAAGAACAGGACGACACGUAUCGUGUAUAUAUACGUAUGUAUACCAUGUAACGUGUGAAUAACAACAAAAGAUACCACGUAUUUUCUCUAUAAAUUGACGCAGUUUGACGUAUCGUUGAAAAAAACUUGGUUGUACCUAGGCGUUUGCAAAAAUAAAUAAAUAAACAAAUAAAUAUAUAAAUCGUCGACAUCGAGGUAAAAGUCGACUUGUGAUGAGUGGUGAAAAUAAGCGGAGCUGCCGUCUCAGCUCGGGCGAAAAAGAAGAAGCAGCCCACUGUUACAGUCGCGAUUGUCAGAAGCACGCGGUCGUUAUCGUAGUCAGCUGACCUGCAGCACGCAAGAAGAGAUAUAUUACAUCUCGACUGACUGACUGACUGACUGACUGACUGACUGACUGAGUUACUGCACUGGGUCGCCUGCGUCGUUGUACAGGAAUAAACAAACAGCGUUUCGCGGUCUGUAACAAGGUCGAAAAGCAAGAGGAGGAAGAAGAGGACCGGGACGAUGAAGAACCCGGAACACGAGAGCGGUUAUUUCGAGGACGGCAGCGACGUCGAGAUCAUCGGAGAGUCCGAUCGUUCAAACUCCGGGGGAUCCGGACGCAGGGGGAUCAAGUGGACCUCGGCUGCAUCGGGUGGAUCCGGAGGAUCCGCCGGAUCCUGCAGCUUGGCCAAGGCCAUCAAUGAGUUGGACGUUAGAGAUUCGCCCGCGUCGCCGGAACCCGUAACGACGGAAGACGACGAGGAGGAAGACUACGACGAUGAAAAGGACAACAAAGAGGACGACGACCACGACGACCGCGACGACGACGUCGGCAACGAUGACGUACUUUGGAAGAGGAGACCGAGAGUCAAUUUGGCCGACAGUGGGGGUCAAAGGAUCGAUAUGUCUCACUUUGACCUACUGAAGGUUCUCGGAACCGGAGCCUACGGUAAGGUCUUCCUGGUUCGGAAGAGGACCGGGGCCGAUAGCGGACGUCUGUACGCCAUGAAGACCCUAAAGAAGGCCUCGAUUGUUCAGAAAAAAAAGACCACGGAACACACGAAGACCGAAAGACAAGUCCUCGAGGCUGUUAGAGAUAGUCCCUUCCUGGUCACGCUGCAUUACGCUUUUCAAACAGACGCAAAACUCCAUCUUAUAUUAGAUUACGUUAGCGGCGGUGAAUUAUUCACUCAUUUGUAUCAACGGGAACAUUUCACGGAAGACGAAGUUCGAGUCUAUAUCGGUGAGAUAAUACUCGCGCUGGAACAUCUACAUAAGCUUGGAAUUAUAUACCGUGACAUUAAACUGGAGAAUAUUUUACUGGAUCACGAGGGCCACAUAGUUCUUACAGAUUUUGGCCUCAGCAAAGAGUUCCUCCCUCAUGAGAGAGAGCGCAACGCCAGAGCCUACUCGUUCUGUGGUACGAUAGAGUAUAUGGCGCCUGAAGUUGUUCGUGGAGGAUCUGCUGGGCACGACAUUGCGGUCGACUGGUGGAGCGUUGGCGUUCUGACGUAUGAACUGCUGACGGGUGCCUCGCCGUUCACAGUUGAGGGGGAGAGAAAUACUCAGCAAGAAAUAUCGAAAAGAAUAUUAAGAACGGAACCUCCCAUUCCUGGGCAUCUCAGUGCCUCCGUUCGCAGUUUCAUAACAGGCCUUCUGGUAAAAGAUCCUCGACUAAGGCUCGGCGGGGGGCCUGAGGAUGCCAAGGAGCUCAAGGAGCACGAGUUUUUCAGCAAAGCUUCACCCCCCUUCAGUUGGGAAGCUCUUGAGUCUCGACAGAUUACCCCACCUUUCGUACCCAAGAUCACUCACGAGCUAGACACGAGUAAUUUUUCAGAGGAAUUUACAAAAAUGGUCGCUGCCGAUAGCCCUGCUGUUGUACCGCCAAAUUACGACAAACUCUUUCGGGGCUAUUCAUAUGUCGCGCCAUCGAUAUUAUUCGCGGAGAAUGUGAUCAGCGAGGAUAUAUUCAAAAACGUCGAACGGACUACGAAUGAGGAUCAACACCAUCGUCCAUCGACCUCAGACGAGUUAGCCUCCCGUUUCGAGGAAUCAGCGUUUUUCAAAACGUAUGAGCUUGACCCUAGAGAGGAAGCAUUGGGCGACGGAAGUUUUUCAGUGUGUCGUAGAUGUAGGCACCGUAAAUCGCAACAGGAGUUUGCGGUGAAAAUAGUUAGCCGAAGGGUUGACUGUGGAAGGGAGGCGAAUCUAUUAAAGAUCUGCCAGGGCCAUCCGAGUAUUGUAAAACUGAUAGACGUUUACAAAGAUCGAGCGCAUACCUAUCUAGUAAUGGAACUUUUGAAGGGAGGUGAGCUGAUGCGGAAGUCUCGUUCCUUCCCCGAGUCUCAGGCAAGUCGAAUAAUGCGCCAGCUUGCCUCAGCGGUAAGUUUCAUGCACGCAAAAGGCGUCGUACACCGGGACCUCAAGCCGGAAAACAUAGUAUUUGCCAACACAGGCGAUGACUUGUUGGUCAAGGUGGUUGACUUUGGGUUUGCGAGAAUUAAACAAGGCCGCGAGCCUCUUCACACUCCCUGCUUCACGCUUCCCUAUGCAGCACCAGAGGUUCUUGCCAGGCAAGGGUACGACGAGAGCUGUGACCUCUGGAGUUUGGGCGCCAUCCUUUAUUCCAUGCUUUCGGGACGGCCACCAUUCCGUACGGAUUCACCGGAUUUUGCAUCGCGCGUCAAGACGGGUGACGUGGACUUCGAGGGAGAGGCAUGGCAAGGUGUUUCAGCAUCGGCGAAGAACGUUGCACAGGGUCUUUUGACCACAGAUCCCAAUCGGAGACUCACUGCCACCGAGCUUGUUAAUCACGAGUGGAUUUUAGGCUCAACUACACCUGCCGCCGCACCAAUAGCCGAAUCCUCUUCUUCUUCUACAUCAGCCUCAACCUCAACGAGCGAAAAGGGGCAGAGCUUUAAGCUGAGGGAGGUCGAUUCGGCAAAGCUUGCGCAAAGACGAAGGCUUCCCAAGCGGUCCACAUCGAGUUCCGCGUCUUCUUCGGCUUCCAUUGCCUCCUCGAACGCCUCGGUUCAGCUGCUGCAACCACCCAGCGCGAGCACCACCGUCGCUUCCGCCUCCCCUGCGCAACCCAGUGCUUUUGACUUUCGCGAGGAAAGGGUAAACGAAUAUCUCAGUUCUUUGUCUUCCUCGUCCGACUCGAAUUCGCCAAGAAUAACUAGCCGGAAGACUGAGAGAUCGGAUCACCCCGGUGGCUCCAGAGCCAAAAGACGCAAACGCGAUCAUGACGACGUGAUUCCUCAGCAAGACGAUAAUGGAAGUGGUAACGGAAAUGGAAGCGGAAAUGGUAGCGGAAAUGAAAACGGCCCGAUUACAAGAUCGAGAAAACGAAAGUUGGAUCUAAAUACAAGCGGUUCUGAUAGCUGUGUCGAAUUAAUCGAUGCAACGACGAGCCCUGGUAAAAGAGAUACAAUUGUACACAGAAAACAGAGAACUGGAAAACGGCCCAAGCGACUACCUACCAUAAUAGUAGAGUAAAAAUUGCUUGUAAGCGUUAUGGUAAGUUAAAGUUGACGAUUUUACUCGUUUUUGUUUCCUAUGCAUUUUCCGUGACGUAACGCUGCUGCCUUUGGGAGUUGAUCGUGCAAGACGCGGAUAUCGCACCAUUCCUAUCUCAGUACUUUUAGAUUCUUUGUAAAUACAUGUAGGUAAGUGUUGAUUUGAGCAUCGCCAUUGUCGCCUACUACAUUUUCAAGUGGCGUCUUUGAUCAGUUUAUGAAGUGAAGCUGUUGAUUUUUUUAACGGGUAGGUAGGGUAAAUAAUAAUAAUACUAACGACGACAUAGGUAAAAAGAAGAGAAUGAAGCAUGAAGUUAUUUUUAUUGUUGAGUAUGUAAAAAAUAAGAGCAUAUCUAAAAUUCGUUUAUCUUUUCUGCAAUAUUAUAGUUAUGCACACACACACACACACACACACACACACACACACACACACACACACACACACACACACACACACACACCACACAUACACAUGCACAUGUAUAUGAUACAUGUAAUAUAUACAUCCACAUAUAUAUGAAUAUAGAUGAUGUAUAAUUCUUGGGUUUUCUGUGAUUACAUUUUGUAUAAAUGAAACGUUGUAUCGAAUCGUUGACAAUUGUUUAAUACACACAUACUGUGACUGUGCCUCGGGUAUACCCAAUUCUAAGAGUAUACGGGAAAAACUUGGACUGGUGCCGUGUUAGUUGAUACUAUUUUUGAAUCGUUAUUAUCGAUAAUUUAAACUACAUUCGUGAAACUAAAAUGUUACGGCUUUUUAAGAAUUACUUUCGAUGAGGGUUUCCAGUCACGUUUCCCAAACUCUUGACGAAAACUAACUGAAUGCUAGAAUAUACAUGUAAUCGAGCUGGCCUUUUUGCCUUCGGAAAAAAAAAAUUAUAAGCCUGUUUUACCACUUACCUACAUAUUAAUUAACACGGGAUUGCCGCGAUUGUACGACUGCUGUAGGUAACGGAUAAAAAAAAAAUAAAAAAAAUUAUAUAUAUAAAUUAAAUUUAAAAGACAUAAAAAAGAAUAAAAACCAAUAAAGUAAAAGAGUAAUGGGAAAGACUGAAGAGGUUGUAUAAGACCAACUCAGGGAACAGGCAUGCUUACAAUAAAACGUCUUUAGUUAUCGAUAUACGAGAGAUACAGGUUCUGCAAGGCUGUACGCACACCUCUGCCAAAGACGACUGAAGCAACGUUACACUGUAAGACCAAACGAAAACAAAAAAAAAAAACGAAGUGAAAAAAGAAAAAUAAAAAAAUCAUGAAAUCAAUAACUGUAACAAUAAUAAUAAUUAUAAUAAUGAUGAUACUAAUAGUAGUAACAAGAAUAACAAUAAAUCAAUAAUUAAACGUAAUAAACCGAAUCGUAUAUACAAAGCUGUGCACUGAUUGCAAAACGGCGCUAUGGCGCUGCUUAUUAUACUACUACUAUAAAUUGUACUUUAAAUAACGUAAUAGAUACACCUUACAUAUUAUUAUGGCUAAUUGAAAUUGAACAGAAAUAAUAAAUAUGAAAAGAAAACAUAAAAAUAAUUAUAUAUUUAAUAUAAUCGUAUGUAAGAAGUGAUAUUCUUUAACAAGAUGCGUAUAAUACGAAUAUAUACGUAUAUGUGUACGUAUGCUUUCAUAUGUAUACAUAUAUGCAUGUUUUUAUUUAGGAACAUAGUCAUUAUGAAUCAUAAAUUAAAUUAAUUAUUGCUAAUGAAGUAAAAUUUCGUUUCCUGUCUUUUAUUUAAAAAAAUUUUCCUUCUUUCUCUUGUGAUAUACAGUACCACUAUUGUUAGCUACAUUGUAAUAGACAAUUAUCCUUUGCUGAAAGUGUAUGUGAUAUGUUAUAUUGCAUACACAGAAAGUAUAACUAGCAGCUUCUAUGAAAUAUGAAGAACGCUGUUUUGUUGCUAUGGAUGCAUGAAAGAGAUGCCUCCUUUGUUACUACUGGUUGUUUAAAUAUAUCAUACGAUGUUUAUUUA
Neodiprion virginianus is the source of this 6452-nucleotide messenger RNA. Its product is annotated as ribosomal protein S6 kinase alpha-5-like. The transcript is spliced from 7 exons. Gene Ontology annotation, biological process: intracellular signal transduction; protein phosphorylation; regulation of DNA-templated transcription. NCBI's taxonomy places the organism in Eukaryota, Metazoa, Arthropoda, Insecta, Hymenoptera, Diprionidae. The coding region runs from base 1499 to 4474 and encodes 991 amino acids. Gene Ontology annotation, molecular function: ATP binding; protein serine/threonine kinase activity; magnesium ion binding. The record is from RefSeq and is a predicted model, not a curated record.